This is a messenger RNA of Paramecium tetraurelia, 252 nucleotides long. RefSeq lists its product as uncharacterized. The transcript has a single exon. Lineage: Eukaryota; Ciliophora; Oligohymenophorea; Peniculida; Parameciidae. The record is from RefSeq and is a predicted model, not a curated record.
AUGACUUAAUUAUUUCAAAAGGACUUUGAAAUUGAAAGCUUAUCUUGUAUCUAAUAAUCUAGUUAGAACAUGAACUCUGAUGAGGAUAUUGAUUUCUAUAAUUACUAAAACAUUGCAAAUGAUUAAGAUGGUAAAUCACCUAUUAAAAAUAACCCUCCGUCCAAUUAGGAAAAAAAUGAUAUUGAUAAAAAAGAUGAAGGUUACGAAAAAAUUCAAAAAUAGUAAUUUCAAGAGAAACAAAAGAGUGAUUGA